This is a messenger RNA of Symbiodinium sp. CCMP2592, 1089 nucleotides long. The record is from the annotation of a GenBank genome assembly. NCBI's taxonomy places the organism in Eukaryota, Dinophyceae, Suessiales, Symbiodiniaceae.
AUGUCGGACGCCUGCUUCUGGCUCACAAGGUUUUCCUCGCCCCUAAGAGCAAAGAAGCACCUCCGCGACAAUCUUGGUGAGAUGAUCAAGAUUCCACUGGAGCUCAUGAUGUCGUGCGUAGCAUUUAUGGAGUUCCUCAACGAGGAGAAGCAGGCUUCCGCGAUGACAAUCUGGAUCGAAAAGGCUGGUGUAUGUCAUUACAUCAACUUCAUGUCGACCGGAGUUCCAUUCACCGGAGCUAUUGUCGGAUACAAUCUUUGUGAUACCGACGAAGCAAAGGAGUGUCUGGAGAUAUCAUCGGCUUCCAUGGAAGAAGCUUGUUGGCUAAGCAUGCUGCAUGGGAAAGUGGAAGAGACAUUCUUUUUUGGCUUCUUGAUACGGGAUUGCUGGCAGCGGGGCGAGGUCCCAGGCCUUUUCCUUGGCCUGCUCGGAGUUCUGACCAUCGUCUCACGCCAUGGAGCCUGGUCAGGCGGCAGCGCGCUCGGGGUCGUGUUGCAGAUCGCGGGGGUCAUCUGCAAGGCCUCUGCGGCCACAUUGGCUCAGUACUACAACUGGCGACCUGAGGUGAAGGCAUCCGUGAUGCUGCAGGCCUUGGUCCAGGCGACGUUUGGAGCGCUCGUCGCAACCAUCCUCUCUCUUGCGCUGGACUUUCGUGGCUUGACACCGAGUUUCCUCGAUCCCAGGCACCUUAGCAAAGGUGGUGGCUGGGAGUUUCUCGCCGACGUCGGCGGAGAGCAGUGGCUUUGUCUCCUGGGGCUCGGCCUCUUCGGAAGCUGCGUCGUCUACAUGCUUCAGUUUUUGCUCCUUCGACGAGUGGGCGCCGUGCGGCAAACUUUGAUGGACCAAUUUGCUCUGAUCAUCGGUGUGCUGGAGGGGGCGAUCCUCCUGGGCGAGUGGUGUUGCUGUACCGCCCGCGAUUCACUGGCGACGACUACGACGUCACCUUGGAGCCGAUGGUUCAGGCCAAUCGCUUCGUUCUCGAGCGCCCGGCUGGGUGAACAUCGCCUGCAGCCUUGCCAUCGAGAGCUGGAGCGAGAAGGAGCUUGCAGAUCUUCCCCACGGUCCUCCUCUCAGCGCUGCACGCGAUGA